CUUUCGUCAUACCAUGUAAAAAAAAUGUGUGGCUGAAGUUAGUGAUGAGAGAAUGGCCUCUUCUCUGCAUUCGACAGUCGCCAUUAUUUGACUGCAGGGAUAGACACGAGACACAUUUAGUUCGGAAAUAUCGGUAUUGUGAACGCUUUUCGCGUAUGUUUUGCGGUAAUACUAGCCUUUAUUUACACGUGUGCUUACGAUUGUGUUAGCCAGGAGCUUUAUCUUCCGACAGAAAAAGCACAUCAAUUAUAGCUAAAUUAGCUAGCGGGUUAUAGGCUAAUAGGUAGCUAGCUAACGUUAUCAAGCCAUUGAUUUAGCUAAUCCUCACAUAGGAAGCUAUCUUGAUAAUAGCUUUAACCGUGUGCAUUUCGGUUAAUAAGAUGGCUGUUUGCUAACCAAAAAUCUACUAACCUGAAAGUGAACGAAUUGAGAAGAGCUCAGCUUCUGCCUAACUGUUACGAAGCAAGUGCGCUUUAUGGAACGCGACUUUUGGCCAGUUGGCUAGUCAUUGAGGACUGAUCUGCUUGCCUGUGAGUACGUGAAGGACUGCUAUCAAGAAGCCCCUUGGAAGGAGUGGAAGAACUGCUUACCGCGUCCGAACUGACAAAAUUGAUCUCAUCAACAAGCGAAGUGAUUCAGAGCUCCAGAAGAACAGUGAGAAGUGGAGAACAGUUGCAAGUGAGAGAGAGAGAGGGCAAGGGCUACGGAAUCCCACCAGAAACCAUGUCGGAAGGAGAAGGGAAACCAGUCCUGCCCUCAGCCCCAGAGGCCAAGCCAGAGACAGUCACCUCGGCCCCCAUUGCCCAGGGUGUGUCUUCAGUUUCCCCACCUGUUUCAGCUGUAGGCCAGGGGCCUCCAGCCACUGCUACAGAGGAUGAAGAGGAGGAGAGCGAGGAUGAAUCAGAGAUCCUGGAGGAGAGCCCAUGUGGACGCUGGCAGAAACGGAGAGAGGAGGUGAACCAGCGUAAUGUGCCCGGAAUUGACAGUGCCUACUUAGCCAUGGACACAGAGGAGGGUGUGGAGGUGGUGUGGAAUGAGGUCAUGUUCUCUGAGAGGAAGAAUUUCAAGCUGCAGGAGGAAAAAGUCAAAGCAGUUUUUGACAACUUGAUCCAGUUGGAGCAUCUCAAUAUUGUGAAGUUUCACAAAUACUGGGCAGAUGUGAAAGAAAACCGAGCACGGGUCAUUUUUAUUACAGAGUACAUGUCUUCAGGAAGCUUGAAACAGUUUCUGAAAAAGACCAAGAAAAACCACAAAACUAUGAAUGAAAAGGCAUGGAAGCGCUGGUGCACUCAGAUCCUGUCAGCUCUCAGCUAUCUGCACUCAUGUGAUCCACCAAUCAUUCACGGGAACCUGACCUGCGACACCAUCUUCAUCCAGCACAAUGGGUUGAUCAAGAUUGGCUCAGUGGCCCCGGACACCAUCAACAACCAUGUCAAAACCUGUCGGGAGGAGCAGAAGAACCUGCACUUUUUUGCACCAGAAUAUGGAGCUGUAGCAGAUGUCACUACAGCGGUUGAUAUUUAUUCCUUCGGAAUGUGCGCCUUAGAGAUGGCUGUGCUGGAGAUCCAAAGCAAUGGAGAGUCUUCAUAUGUAUCACAGGAAGCCAUUAACAGUGCCAUUCAGUCCCUGGAGGACCCACUUCAGAGAGAAUUCAUACAGAAGUGUCUGGAGGCAGACCCUAGUAAGCGGCCGACAGCGAAGGAGCUGCUGUUCCAUCAGGCGCUGUUUGAAGUGCCGCAGCUCAAGCUGCUGGCUGCCCACUGCAUUGUCAGUCAUCAGCACAUGAUUCCGGAAAAUGCUUUAGAAGAAAUUACCAAGAACAUGGAUCCAAACCUUGUAAUCGUUGAAAGCAAGGAAAGGGUUCAGCUGAAGCUUUCCCAGUUUCCUGCUCUUGAGUUGGAUAAGUUCCUGGAGGAUGUGAGGAAUGGGAUCUAUCCUCUCACGGCAUUCGGGAUGCAAUGCCCACAGCAACCCCAGCAGGAGGCUGUUAAGUCACCUAUUGUACCACCUUCUGUCAAAACCCCCACACCAGAGCCUGCAGAGCUGGAGACCAGGAAGGUCCUUCAAAUGCAGUGCAAUAUCGAGCCAGUUGAAGAAGGGGCUAAGCAUCAUCUUACCUUAUUGCUGAAAUUGGAAGAUAAGCUGAACAGACAUCUAAGCUGUGAUUUGUUACCAAAUGAGAAUGUGCAGGAACUGGCUGUGGAGUUGGUUCAGCUGGGGUUUAUCAGUGAGGGGGAUCAGAUGCGACUGGCUUCAGUUCUAGAAGAGGCCUUCACAAAGUUCUACAGCCGCAACGGUUCUCUAAACCCAGUCACUGUGUCAUCCUAGCAGAACUGCAUUCAACCCCACCCUAAGCAUAGUGGCUAGGUCCCUCUUCCCUCCCCUCAUGUCUCAAGGCAUGGUAUCGCAGAGGAUGGUGGGAUCUGUCCUAUCUGUCCUCUUGAAGGGGUGUGGUGGGAGUGGGGGAGGGGUUACUGCCUCCAGCUUUUUUUGUUCUCAGUGUAGACUUCCACUUCUGUUUUGAAGGGAAAACAGAAAAAAGCUAAACCCAGCACAGUUCUAAUUAAUGUCAGUAUUACCAUCUCUUUAAAAAAAAAAAAAAUUAUGAUCUGUGUUAUGGAUCAAUAGCUGUUUGUUCUUGAUCACACCCUUUUUAUUGUCACAAACAAUAGGCGUGGAAUCUCCCCUGAAUGAUCUUCAUACCAUCAAUCUUUGGUUUGCAGUUCAGUUUUGUGUUCUUUCUCUCCCUCUCACUUAGUUUAGUUAUCACUGCCCUAAUUCUCAUGAAUCUGUUCCCUUUUGAACAGAUUCAUGAGGUCAUGUCAUAAAAAGUGUCAUCUUUUUUAAUCUAUUGUAUUUUGUAUGAAUAAAAUGUUUACUGUGGUCUUAACCACAUACACAAUGAGUCUGAGCCAAUAUUGGAAAAUGGGAGGUAAGCACAGGCUUUAAUGAAUUAGUCAUCUGUUCAGUCUGUCGAUUAUGUAGAUAAUUCAUAUCUACAGGAGAGUUUUCGUUUUCUCUGAAUAUAGGUUUUAAAUUUAUAGCAGUUCAUAAUUUACCUAAAUUUUCUGGAAAAAAACUACUUAAGUUGGCCUUUGUUUCUGUUUUUAAAUGUAUUUAUCCUGUGCAGAAUAUCUAGAUAUCUUCAGUUAAAUCUUAAUACUUCAAGGCUUUUUAAAUAUGGUUGUGUUGCAUCUUGUUCUUGAUAUUAAAUUUCUUUGAGGGGCUGCCUGUUAACCGCUUAGCGCACAUGCCAAAUCUGGCCAAUCGUUGCCCAUUUAUGGGGUACCCUAUUUAAAGCUUUAUAACUCCAGAUGUGAAUACCACAGAGACUUGAAAAAUGGCUUAAAUGAAGUAAGACAUUUGUACCAUUUACAAUACUAUAAUGCUUAGAUUAGUUUAUAUUCAUAAUUUUGGAAGAAAAAUGCUAUGCAAUUGUCUAGGCAAAAAAUCCAAAAUAAAUUUGCUCUUUUUUAGUUUGCAAAGAAAUACUGGGAGAUUGCAUAUAUACAGCAGGUUAAACUAUACAUGUCCUAGAUCAAAAACUCCUUGACCAUAAGUUUAUAAAAUUUAAAGGUGGAUAUGUAGAAAUACAACAGUUCUAUGAAGCAAAAACUAAGCAGUGUACCCAGCAUCUCCAAAUCUAUCCAAAAUGCCUAAAUUAUGCAUUGCUGUAAGUCGCAGCAUAUUCACAUAUUUCACUACAAAUCAAACUGUUUUGACUCAAGAAACUCACUGUUGCAUCAUUUUCAAGUGGGUAUUACAAGUUUUCCAUCAGUAGAGUGGUCUAAAAUAUCUAGGGGUCCAGAAACAUCCAAAAUCUCUCCAAAUAUGAAUAAAAUGUUUUUUGUCCAUUAUAAAGCAUAUAAAUGAGCCCCUUAUGAAGGUUUAAGAUGAAACAUUGAUAUCAGAUUAAAAAAUGAUGCAAAAACAUUGUCUCAUAAUGUGGUACAGUACCUAAAUGUGUAAUAAUUUACUCAUAAUGUUUUCUUGUAUGGGAAUGGGAUGACAUGAAAACAAUUUUAAACCAUCCACCAUGUCUUGGCAAUGUUCCAAGUCAUGUCAUAACUGUUGCAUGCAUCACAAAAACUACUAAGCUACCAACGAACGCUUACAUUACAGUGUGAAAUAUCCUCAUUAUAAAAUACCACUAACCUAUUUAAAGACACACAAUUACAAAUAUAACAUAUAUAAUCAAAAUAUUUUGAGCAAUAAUACUUCCAUAGUGUUGAUGAAAUCUCAUCUGUGUUCAGUAGAUAGACAGACAGUAAAUCAAUGAUGCCAUUCUCUCCACUUCUGUCUUACUCCAGAAAACAAUGUCAGUUAGGUCUAUAUCAGCAGUCAUGGCUUGGCUAUGUUCAGAAGUCCUCAAUAAUAAUUUUUUCCAGGAAAUUACAAAAAUAUUGUUGAUAACGUUCCAUCAGGUGCAGUGUCUUUUACUGCUACCACAGACUGAAUGUGUAAGUGAAUGCGAUGAUGAACUUUUGGUUACGCUGAGCUAUGAAACGCUAUUCCAAAAGCAGAAGUAGACAUGUUAUACAUCGUUAGAAAGCUUAUACUCUCAUCUACUGAAUAAAUGAAUUGUCAAUCAAGCCAGACUGUACUAAAAUGGGCGACAAUGCCGUAAACAACACGUGUGGUAUAACGCACAGCUAUUUUGGAAGGUACCCCGGUGUCAUAUUUCACAAACGGAUUGUCCAAGACACUCAGUAUGACCACUCAGUCUCAAAAGGGACAUCUCUACGCGUAAACCCAAUGGUAACGUAUAUUUAUUCAAUAUUAAGUCCGAGAUAUUGACUGUAGAAUGACAUGGUAUAAUUUUUGAAAACUUUGUCUUGUUCAUUUCAUUAUUCAGUGAGCAGCGUUUUCACUGCUGUAUUGGCAUAUUGGCUAUUGUUGGGUUUAUCUUGUUGCUAUGACAGAACACGAUUUUUGAGUGGUGAAAGAAUAUUUUUAUGAAUGCCCAGAUAGAUGAUAUUUUCCAUUAUGUCAUUGGUGGGGGGUGUAGUUGCAGAUGAGACUGCAGAUAGGGGGUGCUUGCGAAACUUCGUAUUCAGCAUAGUUGUCGUGUAUCGUCUACUAAUGAAACUAAAACAAAGCGUUUCUGUUUUGAACUCAUACUUUGGUUGCAGGAGCAAUGAAUGUCUGUGUUGAAUAAUCUAGGCACGCCGGCGUGCCUACCACUACGGGGUGUGCGCUAAGAGGUUAAACAACCUUAGAAGAUAUUUUAGAUUUUCAAAUUAUUGACUGGUUUGUGACACAUCAGUAAUGUUUAAAAUAGAAUCACCCUGAUUUUUAUAGGCCAAAUUGUGACUAUAUGCUGAUGUGUAAUUUGCUUGAAAUUGGAUAUAUUCUUUUCAAAGAAGCUGGUGACGGAAAGUGCUUUUUUCAGGAACAAGAGUGAAGGUGUGCAUUCCCGAGAAACUGAUCAGCCACAGUAACCUGCCUAAUGAUUUUUUAUUUUGUAAGUAAUUUAGGAAAUGGCAAAGCACAGAAGUGUUUAUCCAACUUUCUGCUAUUGCCAACUUACUUUAAGUGUAACCCUAACUUAUUGUAAACUUAUGGCCACCAGUGACUCUACUUGUGUUUCUGAUCACUUGUUUCUAAUUACUAUAGUAUUUCCUCAUUAGUAUUUUUACUGUUCUCUCUUCAAGAAGCAUUUGUUCUCUUAGGUCUGGCAGAAAGUGGAUUUGAAGGCUACAGUGGAUGGACAUAUCUUGCGUUCACCCAAACUGUCCCACUGGGGGAUUUGUGAAUCACCAGGCUUGUCUUUGGACUGCUUCUGUAGCUCAACUUUUUUUGUAUCCUGUCUUGAAGUAAAUACUGUAUUACAGCUUUCAAAA
Anguilla rostrata (American eel) is the source of this 5843-nucleotide messenger RNA. It is a transcript of the gene nrbp1, whose product is annotated as nuclear receptor binding protein 1. Gene Ontology annotation, molecular function: protein kinase activity; ATP binding. The transcript is spliced from 18 exons. Gene Ontology annotation, biological process: protein phosphorylation; intracellular signal transduction. The coding region runs from base 724 to 2328 and encodes 534 amino acids. The record is from RefSeq and is a predicted model, not a curated record. Gene Ontology annotation, cellular component: endomembrane system; cytoplasm. NCBI's taxonomy places the organism in Eukaryota, Metazoa, Chordata, Actinopteri, Anguilliformes, Anguillidae.